AUGCGCGCUCCGUCUUCCGCACUCGCGGAGAUCGCGCAGCGCGCGUCCGCGACAUCCCCGGCGGCGAUGAGCAGGCGCGACUCCGCGGAGCAAAACUCGAAGCCCGUUUCUCGGUCAGGCACGCCGGAUCCCCGUUUCGACAAAUCCAACGGCGGAGAUGCGCCGAUACCGUUAUACCACAAACCGCGGGGCAAGCGGGAAGGUCUGAUUUACCGGCUCGUGGCGUUACUGCUACAGCUGCGCCUGUCCUCCGCAUCCCUUGUUCUCUCUGUGCUCGCGAUUCUCCUCGUGUGGUUGGCGCUGGUCGGGCGGAGAGGAACCGACGCAAGUCUGAAAUUUGGCGAUAACUUAUUGGCGGGUAGUGAAGGCAUAGAUGUGAGGCCGACCGUCGCAGGAGUCGCAGGCGACGCGGGAGAGAUGAGGUGGAUGGAGGUGGAGCGGCUCGCGAGGGGCGGCGCGCGAGCGCAGGACCGGUUCGGGUUCGGAAGCCUGAAUGGCGCGCGCGGAGGCGACGGGGGGAGCGGAAAUGUUGAAACGUUCGCAACGAGCGGAGAGGAAGGUACAAGUGAGAAGGAUGAGGCGGGCGAGGUGGUCGGGAGUAGCGGCAUUUCUGCGGUUGACUCCGUUGACUUGGUUGACUUCAAAAACUUGGUUGUGCACGCGGCAAUCGAUCUCCCGGACUUUAUCCUCGUCCUUCUGCGGCCGCUGGCUCCAUCUAACUCGCCAAAAUCCGAAUCCGACGUGGCAGCUGGUUACACGGCCGCUGACGUAGCAGCUGCAGCUGGUAAUCGAUCUUCUGAGGAAGCCUCUAGCGAAAUUCUUAGGAACGCGCGGUUCGGCCGGGCUCGAGUGUCGCAGGAGCAGCUGGAGCGGAUAAAGGGGAUGCAGUGCAGCUUCGGGAAAGGCUCGCUGACUGCUCGCACGCGGGUGCUACAGGUGUCGGCUGAUGGGCUCGACGCUACCAACCCGCACCUGCCGCCUGUGCUUGCCAAUGUGACGUGCGUGUUUGGGGCGGAUGGGGGGACAGGGGGGGCUGGCGCAGGAGGAAGCGGCGGCGAGGGGGAAAGGGGCAGUGAGGGGGGAAGUGGCAGUGAGGGGGAAAGUGGCAGUGAGGGGGCGGAGCAGGGGGGGCUGCUGCGAGUGCCUGCGCGGGCUGCUGCUAUGGAGGUGGUGUUCUGCCCUCUGCCUACCUAUGCCGGUGCUGAUGGUGGUACUGCCAACAGCAGCAGCAGCAGCGGCAGCAGCAGCAGGGACGGCACUGGGGUGGGUGCAGCAGGGAAGGUCGCAGAUUUGGCCAUGCGGGCAGUGACUGUGGAGUAUGAGGGGCGGCUGUUCCCGUCUGUAGCGCUCUUUGACCCCAUUGACCCGUUUGACCAGCCCGAGGCCCCUCACGGAUCCAACAGUCAGCAAGAGGGAGGCGAAGGAUCCAGCGGCCAUGACAGCAACGAUGGGAGCCGGAAUGGUGGCAGUGAUAGUGAUGGGGGGAAACCACACUUUGUGUGCAUGUGCACGAUGAUUUUCAACGUGGGAAAGUUUCUGCGCGAGUGGGUGGUAUACCACCACUGGAUGGGCGUGGAUCGAAUCUUCCUGUAUGAUAACAACAGCGAGGACAACACCACAGCUGUCGUCGCCAGCCUGGCGGCGGACGGCGGCGCUCGGCUGGUUAUGGGCACGCCGGCCGGCCAGGCUGCGGCCACGGUGGUGGCAGAGGCGGCAGGACGGAGUGGGGGAAGGGGAGUAGGAGGGUUGGGAGGGCUGGCAGGUGCGGUUGUGGCUGGAGGAGAGGAGGUGGGGGUUGAGAGGGCCCAGUGGUGGGUGCGGGCGGGGUUUGUUGGCUCCACUCGGAACCAAAGCCUGGCCUCCUCCUCCCCCUUCUCAAUCUCCUCCACUUCCAGCUCCUCCUCCUCCUCCGCCCGUCACUCUCGGCCCUCCACCCCAGUGGUAACCCUACACCCAUGGCCGUGGAUCAAGUCGCAGCAGGCGGGGUUCUCCCACUGUGUGCUGCGGGCAGCGCGGCAGUGCGAGUGGGUGGGCUUCAUAGACGUAGAUGAGUUCGUUGCCCCCAAGUUCAUCGCACAUAUCGCUGAGAGAAGGAAGGACCUGGGGGCCGAGGUGAGGGAGAAAGGGGUGUUUAUUCCGCACCUGCUGAGGAGGGUGGUGAGGGCGAGUGAGAGGGAGAUAGAGGAGGUGGUUGCGCGGAAGGUGAGUGGGGAGGGGGGGAUGGGGAAGGGAGGAGGGGAAGGGGGGAAGGGUGGGAGCAGGCGGAGGAGAAUGGCGGGUGGUGGCAGGCGGGAGGGGGGAGGUGGAGGGGAUGGGGAGGAGAGGCGGAUGGGCGGGGGUGUGAGGGAGAGAGAGGGGGAGGAGGUGCGAGGUGUGGCAGGAGCAGCAGAUGUGGCAGGUGCAAGGGAGAGUGGAGGCGUGGGGGGAGGUGUGGGUAGGAGACUGCUUGCUGUUGGUGAGGGUGAGGGUGAGGGUGAGGGUGAGGGUGGGGAGCUGGAAAAUAGGAGCAAAGGGGCGGAGAGCAAAAACGGAGAGAAGGGCGAGAAGGGCAAGAAGAGGGAAGGCGAAAAACGUGAUGGGAAGCAGGCCAAGAAGAACAAGCAGUCGAAGGAAAAGGAAGAGAAGGAGGAGGACGAGGAGGGGAAGAGGAAAGAGAAGGUGGAGAAAGAGAAGAAAAAGAAGAAGAGCAAGAAGGGGUCUGGCUCCACAGAUUCUAAAGGAGAAUGGCAGGAAGGAAGCAGCGACAGCGACAGUAGCAGCGGCAGCGGCAGUGACAGCAGGACAGGAGGCAGCAUGGAGAAUGAGAGCGAGCGAGCAGAGGACGACGUGCGGCCGCUGGGGCAGAUCUCCUUCCCCUGUGUGGACUUCGGCCCCUCAGGCCUCACGGAGCACCCCCAGCAGGGUGUCUCGGUGGGGUACACGUGCCGCGCCCGCAAACCCGACCGCCACAAGUCGUUUGUGCGGCCCGAGGCCGUGGCGGACUCGCUGCUGUGCCUCAUCCACCAGUUUGAGCUGCAUGAGGAGAAAUAUCGAAGUCAAGUGUUUUCGGGGAGGGUGCGACUGGCCAACAUCAACCACUACAAGUUCCAGUUUGUGCUGAGAGACGAGCGGUACCGCAGCCAGGUGUUCUCUGGGAGGGUGCGACUAGCCAACAUCAACCACUACAGGUUCCAGGUGUGGGAUGAGUUCAAGGCCAAGUAUCGGCGGCGAGUGGCGACAUACACUAAGGACUGGAAGGGGGCGAAGCAAAACAGCAACGAUUUGAUACCUGGGCUGGGGACAGUUGCAGUGCAGCCUCCUGAUUGGGCGGGUCGGUUCUGCGAGCGCAACGACAUCGUGUUGAGGGAUUUUGUGAAGCUGGCCUUUGCAGUGGAGGACGGGAAAGGAGGGGAUGGGAGGAACCGGACAUGCUUGGCGGACGCCCGCGAUUGUACUGAGGGGAGAGGCGAGUGUGAUAUAAACGGGGGUAACGGCUACGUGUGUCUGUGCGCGGCGAGCAGGCGGCAUCCGGGCCGCCUCGACUGGUUCGCCUACGACCUCUCCGCGCCUGCGCGCGCGGACGCCCUUCCCCCCGCAUCGGCCGCCUCCGCGUUCUCCGCCGCCUCCGCCGCGGAUUGCGGCGGCAGCAAGGGAACGCGAUGGACGUUCAGCGGAAGCGCCUGUAACGAAUCGCGUCGGAACGCGGAGGGCGCAGGAAGCUCCUGUAGCAGCGGAGGCAGCAGAUUCCGACUGUCAGCAUGUGGACGGUCAGGAUGCGGCGGGCUCUCUGGAUCUAACGGUUACGGAAGGUGGCGCCGGCUGCCGCCCAUCCCGCCGUCCAAUCCGCACGGGUCGCAGCGCUGCCGCCAUUUCUCAGUCGCAGCCAUUCCCGGGUGGGGGCUCGCGAUUGCAGGGGGAGUGGUACUGGGGACGGGAGAGGCGGUCCGCCACGUGUCGCUGUUUGAUUGGCUGGCGGGGCGGUGGGUGCAGGUGCAGCAUGAGGGGUUUUCAGCGCGGUUGGAUCCGGUGGUGGUGUGGGCGGGGGGGAGGCUGUUCGUGGGGGGAGGCGGGGAGAUUGGGGGAAGGUGGAAGGUGGGCGGAAGGGGGAACGUUUGGGGCGCAGGGAUGGGCGGAGUGCAAGGAGAGGGAGGAGUGGAGGGGGAGAGGAUGAGUGUGAAUGUAACAACCGCACUUCACCCCUCCAUCUCCCCCCGCUCCUGCGACGUCAUCCGUGCUGGUAACCGCGUGUACGCGCGUUACCGCCACCGCCUCACCUGCUUCUCCGAUCACCCCACGUCCCCCUCAGCCGCCCCUGCUACAGCCGGUGCUACAGCUGACGCUAUAGCCAGUGCCAGUGGUGCAGGGUGUGUGCUACAGCUCGAUGUGAGGAGUGGGGUGUGGAGUCUCGCCCCCCCAUGCGACCCUAUUCACCGCCUGGCUGCUGCUGGCUUGCUCGCUCUGAUACCAUCAUUGCCUUGUGCACACUCAUGCUCCCCCCAUGCGCUGAUACCACCAUCAGAUUCCAUACACACGCACUACCAUGCCCCCCUGCGGCCGUCACCGUGUGCACGUCACCGGGCAUGUGGCUGGGCGGGCGGCGCUACAGUGGCAGCGGUACAGCAUAGCUUGUCUCUUCUGCUGCUGCAAGGCGAGCCAAACGCCCCUCCCUGCAAACCCCCCUGCACUGCUUGCUCCAAGCGGCAUCAGCGGCAGCUAGAAAACCAGGAAGGCCACGGGAGAAGGGAUGUGUGGCGAGAGGGAGCGUGCGUGUGGGAGAUGGCAGGGGGAGCAGCAGGGGGGGGAGGGGCAGGUGAGAUUCUGUGGGGGGCGCAGUUGAAGCAGGUGGUGGUAGCGGGGGGAAGGCUGUUUGCACUCGUGCUGCUGGUGGACCGAGGCAAGCAUGAGAUGAGGGAGAUGGGCGUGCAUGGGAAGCACGCAGUAUGGUGCAUUGGGUUGGGGUGGUGUAUUGUGCUGCUGGUGGACCGAGGCAAGCAUGAGAUGAGGGAGAUGGGCGUGCAUGGGAAGCUCGCAGGUGUGGUGGGGCCGGGAAUAGAGCUCCCAGGGGAGGCAUAUGUGGCGCAUGCGGUGGGGCUGUGUCUCUAA
Molecule: messenger RNA, 5082 nt
Organism: Closterium sp. NIES-65
Lineage: Eukaryota; Viridiplantae; Streptophyta; Zygnematophyceae; Desmidiales; Closteriaceae
Source: the annotation of a GenBank genome assembly